CCCUGCAGCUACCUCUGCCUCCACCUCUGCUGCGCCUGCACGGAGCCCUGGGAGGCAUGCAUUGACGCUGGCGAUGUUUGAGAAAUCGCGGUUCGGUGGGACUUUGUCUGCUGCAGCCAAGCCGAAUGUCAAUCUGACUAGGAGGCCUGUUGAGCGUCCCUCCAGCCCUGCCACUGUCCCGUCUGGGAGAAGCACUCCAUCCGCUACCCCACCUCGAGUGACGCCCCCUUCCAGUCCCAGCUUCUACAGGCCUGUCUCCCCUUUCUCUCUGCCUCCAUCCAGCCCUGUCAUGUCGGCGGUGAGGACCAGCUCUUCCCCUCUGGUUGUAUCAGAUAUGAGUCCUGCUCCUCCAGGUCUCCUCCCUGCUCCUCCUGGUCCCCUCCCUGCUCCUCCUGGUCCCCUCCCUGCUCCUCCUGGUCCCCUCCCUGCUCCUCCUGGUCCCCUCCCUGCUCCUCCUCUUGCUGCUCCAGAUCAGUUCUGGCUGCCGGUGGAAAUGAGGAAGACCAUUCCCCAGCAGGACCAGCGCUGGAUUGCGUCCGAGCUGUGGAGGAACCAGCGGCUGCGCCCGGACGUCCAGCUCUGGUAUGAGCCACCAGUUCCUGCCCUCAUCUACAACAAGGUCCCGUCACCAGACCGCUUUUUUAUGCACCCUGCCCCUCCUCCGAGUCCCUGACCAAGGAGCAGUGGUUGGCGGAGAGGAGGAACAAAGAUCACCCGUGUUAAAUCUAUAUUUUAAAAUAGACAUGUUUAUAUAUUAACAAAUGUUUUAAGAAUUAUUUGCUGGUCAUCUUAUUCGAAUCAUUAGCCAGAUCCACUCCACAAGAGGAAGCACCAUACUAAUAUUGCAAUAUAAUAUGCACACAAAAUGAUUUAUAGUUGAAAUACUUGUAGGUUGAAG
This is a messenger RNA of Gadus morhua (Atlantic cod), 898 nucleotides long. Its product is annotated as vegetative cell wall protein gp1. The record is from RefSeq and is a predicted model, not a curated record. The coding region runs from base 74 to 673 and encodes 199 amino acids. NCBI's taxonomy places the organism in Eukaryota, Metazoa, Chordata, Actinopteri, Gadiformes, Gadidae. The transcript is spliced from 4 exons.